Molecule: messenger RNA, 678 nt
Organism: Galeopterus variegatus (Sunda flying lemur)
Lineage: Eukaryota; Metazoa; Chordata; Mammalia; Dermoptera; Cynocephalidae
Product: monocarboxylate transporter 9-like
Exons: 4
Coding region: 1-678 (225 amino acids)
Biological process (GO): monocarboxylic acid transport; transmembrane transport
Molecular function (GO): monocarboxylic acid transmembrane transporter activity
Source: RefSeq, a predicted model, not a curated record
AUGGAAUUUAAACAGUCACUUGAUGGUGGAUGGGGCUGGAUAAUUGUUCUAGUCUCCUUCAUUACUCAGUUUUUGUGUUACGGAUCCCCGUUAGCUGUUGGAGUCUUGUACAUAGAAUGGCUGGAUGCGUUUGGUGAAGGGAAAGGAAAAACAGCAUGGGUUGGAUCCCUGGCAGGUGGAAUUGGCUUGCUUGCAAGUCCUGUCUGCAGUGUCUGUGUCUCAUCUUUUGGAGCAAGACCCGUCACAAUCUUCAGUGGCUUCAUGGUGGCUGGAGGCCUGAUGUUGAGCAGUUUUGCCCCCAGUAUUUACUUUCUGUAUUUUUCCUACGGCAUUGUUGUAGGUCUUGGAUGUGGUUUAUUAUACACUGCAACAGUGACCAUUACGUGCCAGUAUUUUGACAGCCGCCGAGGUCUUGCUCUUGGCCUGAUUUCAACAGGGUAUGGACUUGACAUUCAUACUAUUUUUAUGAAACUGACUUUUUUUCUUACUGUCUUUUCAGGUUGGUUUUAUGACUGGACCCAGACCUAUGACAUUGCAUUUUAUUUUAGUGGCUUCUGCGUCCUGCUGGGAGGUUUUAUUUUGCUGCUGGCAGCCUUGCCCUGUUGGGAUUCAUGCAACAAGCAACCCCCCAAGCCGGCUCCAUCAACCUUUUUAUACAAAGUCGCCUCUAAUGUUUAG